Messenger RNA from Spodoptera littoralis (African cotton leafworm), 1146 nucleotides. Lineage: Eukaryota; Metazoa; Arthropoda; Insecta; Lepidoptera; Noctuidae. The record is from the annotation of a GenBank genome assembly.
AUGUUUUUAUUUAUCUUUUUCGCAACCAUAUGUCGAAUCGGUGUGGCAUCUCCUAGCAGACAUGAAACAGACGACUUAGAUGUGGAUAAUAACUACUCUGAUGCAAAUUAUUCGCCUAGAUCAAGCUACGCUAAUGCUGGGGCUGGUAGCUACGCUAGCAGUGGUGCAGUUAGUUAUGGGGAAGCAAUAGGCUAUGGCAAUGGAGGAGGAGUAGCGGGGGCAACUGGAGGGGACUCAGUUAGAGGUGAUGUAGCCUAUGCACCCGCCCAUGGAGGCGGAGGUGCUGGUGCCUAUGGAGGUGGAAGUGCAGGUGCAUAUGGCGGCGGAAGUGCAGGUGCCUAUGGCGGUGGAAGUGCAGGUGCCUAUGGCGGUGGAAGUGCAGGUGCCUAUGGCGGUGGUGGUGCUGGGGCCUAUGGCGGUGGUGGUGCCGGUGCCUAUGGCGGUGGUGGUGCAGGUGCCUAUGGCGGUGGUGGUGCAGUUGCCUAUGGCGGUGGUGGUGCUAGUGCCUAUGGCGGUGGUGGUGCAGGUGCCUAUGGCGGUGGUGGUGCAGGUGCCUAUGGCGGUGGUGGUGCAGUUGCCUAUGGCGGUGGUGGUGCUAGUGCCUAUGGCGGUGGUGGUGCAGGUGCCUAUGGCGGUGGUGGUGCAGGUGCCUAUGGCGGUGGUGGUGGAGGUGCCUAUGGCGGUGGUGGUGCUGGUGCCUAUGGCGGUGGUGGUGCAGGUGCCUAUGGCGGUGGUGGUGCAGGUGCCUAUGGCGGUGGUGGUGCGGGUGCCUAUGGCGGCGGAACUGCUGGUGCUUAUGGCGGUGGAGGUGCUGGCGCCUAUGGCGGUGGAGGUGCUGGCGCUUAUGGCGGUGGAGGUGCUGGCGCCUAUGGCGGUGGAGGUGCUGGCGCUUAUGGUAGUGGAGGUGCUGGGGCCUAUGGUGGGGGAAAUGCUGUUGGUUAUGGUAGUGGAGGUGCUGGGGCCUAUGGUGAGGGAAAUGCUGUUGGUUAUGGUAGUGGACUUGCUGGGGCUGGUGGAUAUGGUGGCGGUGCUGGCAGUUCUAGUUUUGUUGGAGGUGGUGUCACUAGUUUUGGUGGAGCUACAGCUUCCAGUUUAUCUUCGAGCUACGCUGGUGCCGAAGCAGCUGCUUAUUCAAGUUUUGUGUAA